This is a messenger RNA of Lotus japonicus, 237 nucleotides long. RefSeq lists its product as uncharacterized. The transcript is spliced from 2 exons. NCBI's taxonomy places the organism in Eukaryota, Viridiplantae, Streptophyta, Magnoliopsida, Fabales, Fabaceae. The record is from RefSeq and is a predicted model, not a curated record. Bases 1 to 237 code for a protein of 78 amino acids.
AUGGAUCCUUCGGAAUUUCCUUUUGAUAUCGAAGCUUACAAAAGGCAGUCUGAAAUCGAAGAGAGGUAUAUCGUCAAUCGGUUCAGGGAGCAACAAAACCAAAUAGAGGAAGGAUAUACACCUCGUGUCAAGAGAAAGCGUGCUAGAUCUGUGAUACGUGAUUCAAAUGUACAUCACGAAUUGCAAGCAGAUCUGGUCAAACACAUAUGGACAAAGUUCAGAAUGUUUCGUGAUUAA